Molecule: messenger RNA, 1958 nt
Organism: Topomyia yanbarensis
Lineage: Eukaryota; Metazoa; Arthropoda; Insecta; Diptera; Culicidae
Exons: 2
Coding region: 8-1957 (649 amino acids)
Source: RefSeq, a predicted model, not a curated record
UUGUGUCAUGUCGUCUCAUCGUGUAAGCCUACUGAAAUUAAUCGAUUUGGCUAUCGGUUUUCCCGUUUCCGGUUCCGUUAGUUUUAAUCUGCUGCACAAAAUCCUGUACAUUUUGGCUAUCCGAGAUCGAUCGGAAGCUGCCGAGUGCGACGAAAUAGAGCUGAGCACUUCAAGUGAUUUCAUUGCCGUAGCCUUGGCUGGGAACAAAGACCGUGAUGAGGUCAGCCAGACGCGCCUAAUGGUGCAACGGGUGCUUAGCGGCACCGAAGAGGAGCAUUUGCUCAAGAUAACCGGUUCAAGGAUUGUCAUUCCCUGGGAAGAUCGACGGCCGGCCGCAGCUGACUCGGAACGUAUUGAAACACGGAUGAGUGCUAUGUCCUCGGUGGUUUCGGAGCUGGAAGAAAAGGUACAGGAAAUCACGCGGAAGCCCACCGAUAAUUGUGAUAAAAUCGUAAAACAGCUGGAGAAGCGUAUAGAGACAUUGGAAGGUUUGGUAGAGCAGCAGACGACGAAAGUAUCGAUUGAGGACUUCCACCAGCCAGAAUCGGCCGCGGUGGGGGCUAGUAGUGUUGCGAGUGGAGGUCAGGGUGUUGACCACGAUGACACAAGCGAAAUUUGGAAGGCAAUCAGAUCACUGCAGAAUACAAUAGGAACGUUAUUCUCACUUGAUGCAGUACCAAGUGUGAUGCAAAUAGCUGUUGAAGAGGACCAAGCCGAGAGUCACAAUCAGGAGCCAACAGUGUUGGUACAGGAAGCUAAAGAGCUGGAGCGAAGGUCAAAAGAAACGGAAGUCUCGCAUACUACUAAAACGCACGAUUCUUCGGAUGAAAACCCCCUGCAGAUAGCUCAGACGCAGCAUCUAAAGGAUGAAAAAAACUCACAAAUGACGAAGCUGCUCCGUGUACUCCAAAAUCAACAAGCGAAGUUCGAGGAAGCCCUGACAGAUAUUACUGACGAAUUAGAUAAAAUGCGACAGAGCAACCAACGGUUGCAAGCUGAACAGAAAGCUCUAAGCAACCAAAUUACGCAAGGCAUUCAAAAACCGCAAACAAUGCAAAAGACUCAAGUCCCUAAAAAGACGCAAGAUAGCCAGGUGUCACAAAGCAGCCAAAAACUCCAAGACAGCAACCAAGCGUGGCAAGACGUUGAAACGCUGGAAGGAGCCCAAGCACAGGAGAACAAAGCUUUACAAAACGAUCCAGCAAAACAACAUGGGCAGAUUACGGUUGCACCAGGUAGCCAAUUAGAGCAUGCCAACGCAGCUUCCCAGUCUAUAGAGUUCUACAUGGAUCGCUUGCAAGAUGUGCAGUCUUGCACGUCCCGAAUCGAUCGACUGGAAAAUUUGGUCAGUCGCCUAUUCCAGGAAAAGGCCGACGAUGUCAAUAUCGAGUCCCGCGUGAGGCAAUCCAUUCAGUUGGCAUCCAAACAGUCUCGUCCCAGCAUUGCACCAGUGCCGGGUGUCAGUGCCGAAAUGUUUGCCCAGACUCGUCAACUUCUCGAGGACCGAAUCGCGGCACUAUGGGAACAGCUGCAAACGAACGCAAUCGAAAUAACAGCACUCCAAGAAGCCCUGCUUACCAAAACGAGCGAAGACCUUUUGCUUUCCUUUGCCGCUAACACCAAUGACCAAAUUCGUCGGUUGAAGGCUGAUAUGCAAGCAUUUUCUAAAUUGGCGGAAAUCCGUGACGACCGAGCAGCGGGCACAAAAAUGAAACCAUUGCUCAAUGUUCAGUGCAUUUCCUGUGACCGGGACGUACCGAUGAAGGCCUGCGAGGAAGUGAUUCCAUUUCCGCCUGCGGUUGGACCUAGCCGCAAGUUGAAACCAAGUCUACGAUAUCGGCUGCAAGAGAUACGGCAAGGUUUCAAGCAACAUGCGGGUAGUGCCGCUCGCAAUAUGGACAACUUUGAAAUCGUUUAUCGUGAGCUGGCAGAAGCGAAAGCCAAACGUACGAAGUGAG